UUAAAAGCAAUUCUACUGCCCACAGCAGUCAUCAGUAUACGAGCGACAGCAGCUUAGCACAGUUUGGUGCGAACAACAGGCGUUUAGGAUUUUUCCACCCCCGAAAGAACAAACAUACACACAGUUAGUGCGCAAUAGCAAUGGCUUUGGAGCGUCAAGUUCGUGCAAAGAUCGCUGGCAAGCGUGACCUGGAGAAGGAUAAGGAAGCUCAGUACUGGAUCGAGGAGGUGCUCGGUGAGAAGUUCCCGGCCGGUGUCCUGUACGAGGAUGCGCUCCGAGAUGGACUGAUCCUGUGCAAGUUGAUCAACAAACUGGAACCGGGUGCAGUGGCCAAGAUCAACACGUCCGGCGGACAGUUUAAGAUGAUGGAAAACAUUAACCUGUUCCAGCAGGCGAUCAAAAAGUACGGCGUGCCUGAUCUGGACGUAUUCCAAACGGUGGACUUGUACGAGAAAAAGGACAUAGCACAAGUUACCAGCACAAUCUUUGCCCUUGGCCGAGCGUGCUACAAACAUCCAGAAUUCAACGGACCUUUCCUGGGACCGAAACCGGCCGACGAGUGCAAGCGUAACUUUACCGACGAACAGCUGAACGCGGGCCAGGCCAUCAUUGGGCUGCAGGCAGGCACUAACAAGGGCGCAUCCCAGGCUGGCCAGAACAUUGGCGCCGGUCGUAAAAUCAUUCUCGGCAAGUAAGCGUCACCAGUGGACGAGGCGGUACGAGCACCGGUCCGGAAAUGUGUACAAACGCCAUCCAACACCACCAAAAUACACGCAUAUACAUACACGCACACUAGCAGCGGAUGAAAUCCCGCGACCUACAUA
This is a messenger RNA of Anopheles maculipalpis, 824 nucleotides long. It is a transcript of the gene Mp20, whose product is annotated as muscle-specific protein 20. Bases 141 to 695 code for a protein of 184 amino acids. The transcript is spliced from 3 exons. NCBI's taxonomy places the organism in Eukaryota, Metazoa, Arthropoda, Insecta, Diptera, Culicidae. The record is from RefSeq and is a predicted model, not a curated record. Gene Ontology annotation, molecular function: protein binding.